GUUACUCCCACUGUCUAGUCCUCUGAAUCAGCGCAGAGGCAGAACGGAGAACGAACAACGAAAAUAUACGGUGCCCAUUGCGAACGAAGAAGAGAACGAGUCUUCAGCGACCGAAACCGCGAUCUGCGCUGCUGACCAAGCCCUGCCGGAUGCACCAUUAAAUCAGAGAAAAUAAACCACAACGCAAAAUGGAAGAAGACACCGAAUUCACCAAAUUGCCCGUUGACGAGCAAUGCGUCCACAAGUCCUGGAAAGCUCGCGUGCACGGCUACGAGGAGGCGGCCAAGCUGUUUCGACAGAUUCCAGACGAAAAAGCCCCAGAAUGGAACAAGUAUCUAGGAAUUAUGAAGAAAUUCGCGGCCGACAGCAAUGCCGCAGCCCAGGAAAAGGGUCUGGAAGCGCUUCUGGCCUACGUAGAGAACGCAGGCCCCGCCGGCAGGACUGUUGGCGAGGUCAUGUCCAAUAUUGUAAGCAAGUGUCUCGGUGCUCCGAAGGCCAAGACCAAGGAGCUGGCGCAGCAGGUGGCCCUCAUGUACAUCGAGAUUGAGAAGCAGGAUGCUGUCAUGGACGAGCUGAUCAAAGGGUUCGAGCAGAAGAACCCGAAAGUCGUGGCUGCCUGUAUUAAUACAGCUAGUAUGGCCUUGAAUGAGUUUAGCCACAAGGUGAUUACAGUGAAGCCCCUAAUUAAGGAAUUUCCAAAACUGCUGGAUCACAGGGACAAAAUCGUCCGAGACGAGGGAAAAGCGCUGAUCGUUGAGACCUACCGAUGGGUCGGUGACGGCAUCAAGCCUCAACUCAGCCACUUGAAGCCCGUCCAGGUGACGGAGUUGGAAGCGGAGUUUGAAAAGGUUUCUGGCGAGAAAGCCGUUGCCAAACGCUACCUGCGUUCACAGCAGCAGCGGCAGCAGGCGGCCGCCGCAGCUGAUGAGGUCGACGGCGAAGAUGCGGCCGAAGAGGAGGAAGAGGCCGCUCCACCCAUCGAUCCGCUCGAUUUGAUAGACCCCGUGGACAUUCUGUCCAAGCUGCCCAAGGACUUUUACGAGAAGCUCGAGGCAAAGAAGUGGCAGGAGAGGAAAGAGGCGAUGGACGAGCUGGACAAGCUGCUGCAGAACCCCAAACUGGAGGCUGGCGAUUACGGCGAGCUGGUGCGCGCCCUUAAGAAGAUCAUCAAUAAAGACUCAAACGUGAUGAUCGUGGCGCUGGCUGGAAAGUGUCUCGCCGCACUCGCCAACGGACUCAAGAAGAAGUUCCAGACCUACGCGUCUGCCUGUGUCUCCAGCGUGCUCGAGAAAUUCAAGGAGAAAAAGCAGAACGUCGUCACUGCCAUGCGCGAUGCCAUCGACGCCGUCUCCCAAAAUUUGACACUGGAAGCGAUGCUGGAAGAUAUAACAGAGGCCAUAGAAAAAAACAAGAAUCCAUCGGUGAAGGCAGAGACAAUGUCCUUCCUGGCCAGGUACUUUACAAAGUGCACGCCGCAAAUGCUGGACAAAAAGAUGCUGAAGGCUUAUGUGCCGCUGAUGCUAAAGUGUCUCAACGAUCCUGACGCCGGGGUGCGUGAAAGUGCUGCUGAGGCCCUGGGGACAGCGAUGAAACUGGUCAGCGAGAAGGCGAUCAUGCCGUUCAUCGGGGACAUUGAGAACAUCAAGCUGCAGAAAAUCAAGGAGUGCUGCGACAAGGCGGUCAUCACGGCCAAGGUGGGCAAGCGUCCGGCGGCCGCUGCCGCUCCAAAGCCGAAAGAGGCUCCCAAGGCUGCAGCUCCUCCUGCCCGAAAGCCAGCCUCGGCACCGGCCAAAAAGGCUCCAGCAUCCAAAGCGGUUCGUCCUGCGGCCAAAAAGGCGGCUGCACCAAAGGAGGUGGCCAACACGGAGCGCGAAAUGGCCGAUGAGGAGGUGGAGGCUGCUGCUGCUGAGCUGAUAGAGCCGCCGACACUGCUCACAGAGCUGGUUGACGCCAACUGGAAGACGCGUCUCGCCGCCGCUGAGCAGUACCUCCAGCUCGUCGCCUGCAAGGAAAAGGCAGACCUGCCCGCUCAGGUGCUCGUCAGGACGCUGGCACGCAAGCCUGGCCUCAAGGAUGGCAAUUUCCAGGUGAUGAAGGUGAAGCUGGACGUGGUGAAGACAAUCGCAGAAAGCAGCAAGUUCAGUCGGACGUGCGCAAACUUCUGCCUGCAGGACGUGGCUGAGAAACUCGGCGACGCCAAGGUGGGCACCGCCGCAGCAGACGCACUCACUGCCAUGGCUGAAACUCUGAAACUCGACUAUGUCGCCGUCGAGGUGCUCACCCUCGCCUUCAACCAGAAGAGCCCGAAGGUGCAGCAGGAGGCCAUGGGCUGGCUCUCCAACGCUCUAAAAGACUUUGGAUUCGCGAUCCAGCCGAAGCCUGUGCUGGACAACAUUCGAAAGGCGCUGGCCUCGACCAAUGUGGCGGUGAGGACGUCUGCAAUCUCGCUUCUCGGCACUCUGUACCUCUACAUGGGAGAUCCGCUGCGUCGAGUCAUGGAGUCCGAAAAACCAGCCAUCGUCCAGCAGAUCAACGCUGAGUUUGACAAAUUGGAAGGCCAGCGUCCUCCUACUCCGAGCAAGGGCAUGACCGUGUCAACGGGCGAGGACAACUCGGAAAGCGUGGAAGACGACGGCAGCAACGAGCAGGACCGUUUCCAAGAGCUGCUUCCUCGCGCCGACAUCAGUGACCAGCUCACGGAGACGCUGAUCGCGCAGCUUUCGGACACCAACUGGAAAAUGCGCGACGAGGCGCUGCAGAAGAUUAGCGCCGUGGUGACGGCCAACGCGCACCUUACCGCCAAUUUGGGCGAGUUGCCCUCCGCGCUGGCCAAGCGCAUCACCGACAGCAACAAGAUCAUUUGCCAGACGACGCUUGGGCUUUGCCGUCAGCUGGCAGACCGGCUUGGCAACCACACCAAGCAGCAUGUGCGCACCCUCGCUCCAGCUAUGUUCCAGGCCCUUGGUGACAGCAAGACGCAGAUCCGCGCCCUGGCGGUGGAAUGCAUUAAGGCUUGGGCCGAGCAAAGCGGCUUGAAAGAGUUCUACGAGGGCGAAAUGAUCGCCGACGCUCUCAAGACGGGCAACCCCUUCCUCAAGGCUGAACUCUUCCAGUGGAUGGCCGAGAGCUUGACCAAUGCCAAGAGGAUUCCAAAAGAGGAGCUGAUCGCUUGUGUGCCGCACCUGCUGGCGUGCGUCGAGGACAGGAAUGCCGACGUGAGGAAGAAUGCGCAGGACGCCAUCCUGCCCAUGAUGAUCCACACCGGCUACGAGCCCAUGGUCCGACAAACCCAAAAACUCUCGGCUGUGAGCAAGACGGCCGUGACGACAAUGCUGGAGAAGGCGAGGGCCAACCUGCCCGCCAAGCCUGCUCCCGCGGCCACUAAGUCAUCGGCCAAAGCGUCCGGGCCUGGGAAGAAAACGGCGCCGCCGCCUGUGGCCGCCCCUACCAAAGUCAACACAAACACCAUCACCAAAUCAAAAUCAAUUCCAAAGCCAGGGGCGAGCCGAAGCAAGAAGGAGGAGGAGCAGGACCUGUCCCCGUUGCUGCAAGUCAACAAUUUGAAGACACAGCGAAUGGCCGAUGAGCAGAAACUCAGGGUUUUGAAGUGGAACUUCACGUUGCCGCGCGAUGAAUUCGUUGACCAGCUGAAGGAGCAGAUGGCGACGGCGGCCGUCAACAAGUCCCUGACGGACAAGAUGUUCCACGCCGACUUCAAAUUCCACCUGAAGGCAAUCGAGUCACUGAGCGACUUCCUCUCGGUCAACCCCCAAGCCACGGUCAGCAACCUGGACCUUAUCCUCAAGUGGCUGACGCUCCGCUUCUUUGACACCAACCCGUCGGUGCUGCUUAAAGGGCUUGAAUACCUGCUCACCGUGUUCGCCAUGCUCGCCGAGGACGGCUACAACAUGCCUGAGAUUGAGGCCGCCUCCUUCAUCCCCUACCUUAUCUUGAAGUCGGGUGAUCCGAAAGACUCUGUGAGAAACAGCGUGAAGAACAUCAUGCAGCAGAUCACGCUGAUCUACCCGUGCAGCCGGCUCUUCUCCUACGUGAUGGAGGGGCUCAAGUCGAAGAACUCGCGCCAGCGGACCGAGUGCCUCGAGGAAUUGGGCCUGCUGAUCGACAACUACGGCAUCAGCGUGAGCCAACCGACUCCGGCAGCCGCUCUCAAGGAGAUUGCCAAGCAGAUCUCGGACAGAGACAACUCGGUGCGCACGGCAGCACUCAACUGCAUCGUCAUGGCCUGGCACCAGGAGGGCGAACGCGUCUUCAAUAUGAUUGGACAGAUCUCUGAAAAAGACCGGUCUUUGCUGUUGGAGCGGAUCAAGAGGGCGAGCAAGACCAGGCCGGUGAUCAAGACAGCUGAGGAGGCGGCUAGCAGGCCAACCAAGGCGGUGCGGCCGAAUGCCGUGGCCCAGGAGGUGGCCGAGCGCUACUCCGAGCCGGAAGACGCGCCCGUGCCCACGUACAGCUCGUCGUCCGGGCCGAGUCGCGAGUCCAGCCCCGAGGAGAUCGUGCUCUCGAGCGACUCGGGCCCAGCGAACGACUACCCCCACAACUGGGACCAGAUGCAGCGCUUCCGUGACGCCGUCUCCGCCAAGUCGGUCCUCCGACUAGGGCCAAAUCCGCCGCAGCAGCGGCAGCGUCCGAUUUCGGCCGCUUUCCGCCUGGACUACGACCUGCUCGGGGAAAUGGAAAAUGGACCGUCAGUCAAGGCGCCGCAGCUGCUCAAAAUGGACAUGGAGGACAUCACGACAGACGUCAGACUGCCAAAGCUCGAGGCGACAAAGCACGUGUCGACGUCGCCGUCGUCUGCGGUGACGGCCACGAUUGAGCUGCACAUCGGGCGGCUGUGCAACCACAAGCUGGAGCGCAGCAUCGAGGCGUGCCGCGAGGUGGACACGAUGAUGCGGCGCGAGGCGAGCGGCAAGUCUCUGGUCACGCUCACCGACCAGCUGCUCGUCGCCGUCAACAACCAGCUGCAGGUGCUGCAGAAGGCCACCACAGACACGCACGACCUGCAGAUCAUGAGCGUCAACUACACACUUCUCAUCGCCAUCCUCCGAUCCAUCUUCUCAAGCCAGCAAAUGGCGACCCGAGCUUCGCAGACUGUGAUCCGCGACGUGAUGAGCUCUCUUCUGCUGAUGCUAGUCGAGCAGAAGCUGGAGCGAUUCAACACUGAGGACCAGAUCGUCCGGCUCACAAACUCCCUCGUCGUCCGCAUCAUCGAGAACGCCGACCACACCAGACUCGUCACGGCGCAGGUUCGAAUGCUUCACGACUGCAUCAGCAAUCAGAACACUCCUCCCAAGUUCACGGAGCUAGUGAUGAAGAGUCUGUGGAAGGUGAUGCGCGUGAUCGAGCAGUGGCAGGAGCAGCUCGACUUCAGAGCAGUCCUGCGCGAGGUCAACCACUUCCUCGAGGAUUUCCCGAGCCACACCUGGAAGGACCGCAAGGACCUGACGCCGCUGAAGACGAUCAAGACCCUCGUGCACUCAAUGGUGCAGCUCAAGGGCGCCGCCCUGCUCACCUUCCUCAGCAAGGAGGACACGUGCUACGAACUCACCAAGAUAGUCAACAAAUACGUCAGCUCGAGCGAGGCAAAGCCAGCGAGGGACGUGCAGCAGCAACAACAGCAGCUUGCGUCGCCGCACCGCCUGACGAAGAGCACGCACCACCAGCUGGCAGCCAUUUUCAAGAAGAUCGGCUCCAAGGACCAGACGAAUGAGGGCCUGGAGCAGCUCUACGACUUCCGCAGGGCCAACCCGGACGCGGACAUCACGCCCUUCCUCGAGAAAGCCUCGCAAUUCUUCCAGGAAUACAUCGAGAAGGGGCUCAAGGGCAUCGAGCUCGAGCGCAGCAGGCAGUCCAGCACGGCCGCCAGCUCACUCUCCUCGCCCCAAGAUGGCGAGGCUGAGUUGGGCUCGUACCUGCGGCAGGGGGCGGGAGACGCGGUGCCAUCCGCCGACAAGGCAAACUAUUACAAAGAAAAGCUGAAGGCGUUGCAGCAGAAGGCGGGGCUUGCCGGACAAAACGAGCAGUCCACGGACAACAGGGCUGGCGACUCCAACCGAAACCAAUCAGAGUUGCUGGACAACUUGCCGCGCAGCGUGCUGACAGAGUCUAACGUGAGCCCGCCGAGGCAGACGGACGCGGCGAGUCUGGAGCUGAUCAAGCAGCGACUGGAAAGGCUGAAGCGGUAGAGCCGAGAAAUACGUACCUACCUUAAUUAGAUCGAACCUUGCGUCUCUGUCCGUUCUUACUUAGAUUCCGAGCUCUCUUUCUCUCACUUAAAUUAAUUUAAUUAUUGUUACUAUUACCGUGUCUCACUCAAGAACUGAUUCGUUUCGACACACACACAAGCCGAGAGAUUCUGACAAAAUGUGCAUUUCGCUUGAGGAGAUUAAUUUUUUGUUUUGUUUAGACUUAAUAAUAUACAAUUUUUUAUUUGAAAACCGAGCUUUUGGCCUCUCGUUUGAUGUUCGAAUAGUCUCUCCGCGCGCAGUUACAAGUACGUUUACUGGAUAAUAUAUAUUAAUACAGCUGAUAGUCGGUUAACUUAGCUCUAAUAAACAAAAUAAAAUGUAAUGUUUUAAAA
Molecule: messenger RNA, 6598 nt
Organism: Cloeon dipterum
Lineage: Eukaryota; Metazoa; Arthropoda; Insecta; Ephemeroptera; Baetidae
Gene: msps
Product: msps cytoskeleton-associated protein 5
Exons: 27
Coding region: 189-6203 (2004 amino acids)
Biological process (GO): establishment or maintenance of microtubule cytoskeleton polarity; mitotic spindle organization; centrosome duplication
Cellular component (GO): kinetochore; centrosome; microtubule plus-end
Molecular function (GO): microtubule plus end polymerase activity; microtubule plus-end binding
Source: RefSeq, a predicted model, not a curated record